UAUUUCCGUUGACUCCCAUUUCCCAAAUGGAAAUUUUCGUUUCUGAUUUCUCUCUCUGUCUUAUAAAUAAAACUCCCGCUCUGUAUCCUCCCAGGCUACAAGUUUAAUAUCAGACGAAGACAGAGAACAAACAACAUACAUAGUUUUGCAGUCAAAAGCUAUACUGAAUUUUGCAUGUUACAAUGUCUACCUCUCAGAUUCUUUAUGAUUAUACUCCUAAAAUGAAAGCCAAAGCAAGAGCUUACUGGUACUGGAACUGGAACUGGAACUCCAGAGCAAGGUUUGGUUUACGUGCUGUUUUUCUUUUCUGUUUUUUGUUCUUCAUUGCUGGCUUCCUCAGUUCGAGCCGUCGCUCUGAGUGGGUUUCGGGAGUUAGGCGGAGAACAGAGAGGCAGCUGGACUCGAUGGAGUAUGAUUUGAUGGGACAUGGAAAAACUGGAGAUGAUUCUAUUUCUGUUAUUCCUUUUCAGGUUAUAAGUUGGAGGCCGCGGGCUUUUUAUUUUCCAAAAUUUGCAACUCCAGAGCAAUGCCAACACAUAAUCAACAUGGCAAAGUCAAACCUUGAACCCUCCAAAUUGGCUUUGAGGAAGGGAGAAUCAGAACAUAAGCGGCAGAAUGUUCGAACAAGCAUGGGCACGUUUCUUAGUGUUUCUCAAGAUAGUACUGGGGUUUUGGAUGCCAUUGAAGAAAAAAUUGCAAAGGCCACAAAGCUUCCAAGGACUCAUUAUGAGGCUUUCAAUGUCUUGCGCUAUGAGCUUGGUCAAAAGUAUGACUCACAUUUAGACGCGUUCCCUUCUGAAAUAUAUGGCCCACAAAAGAGCCAAAGGGUUGCUACCUUUUUGGUUUACUUAUCAGAUGUUGAAGUAGGAGGGGAAACUGCAUUUCCAUAUGAGAAUGGGUUGAACAUGGAUGGAAGUUAUGAUUUCAAAAAAUGCAUUGGUCUGAAAGUGAAGCCACGCAUGGGAGAUGGAUUUCUAUUUUAUUCAUUGUUCCCCAAUAAUACGAUUGAUCCGACAUCACUUCACGGGAGCUGUCCAGUAAUCAAAGGGGCAAAAUGGGUGGUUACCAAGUGGAUCAGGGAUCAAAAUUUUCUUUAGUUCUGGCAUUCAGCAUUCAGCCUCCUGAUAUCAGUCAAGUUGUUUAGAGUUUCUGACUUUUCUUGUUUAUAACAAAAUUUUCCCAUUAAAUACCAAUAAAAAAAAUUCUUGCACAGAGGUUGAUCCUUUUUGCUCAUGUAUUUGUUGGAAAAAGAAGAAUAAGUUUAUACAGAUUUCACAUGUAUCUAGAUAUAAUAGCAAAAUGGAUAAAAUAAUAUUUGCA
Messenger RNA from Durio zibethinus, 1320 nucleotides. RefSeq names its product putative prolyl 4-hydroxylase 9. NCBI's taxonomy places the organism in Eukaryota, Viridiplantae, Streptophyta, Magnoliopsida, Malvales, Malvaceae. Gene Ontology annotation, molecular function: iron ion binding; procollagen-proline 4-dioxygenase activity; L-ascorbic acid binding. The record is from RefSeq and is a predicted model, not a curated record. Gene Ontology annotation, biological process: peptidyl-proline hydroxylation to 4-hydroxy-L-proline. Gene Ontology annotation, cellular component: endoplasmic reticulum.